Molecule: messenger RNA, 171 nt
Organism: Anisakis simplex (herring worm)
Lineage: Eukaryota; Metazoa; Nematoda; Chromadorea; Rhabditida; Anisakidae
Source: the annotation of a GenBank genome assembly
AUGUCGAGUGCACCAAGUACACCUACAAUGGCUGUUUCGAAUGACUUCAACGUGCCAAUGUUUUCACAAACCUCAGCAAUCAUCGAAGAAGCACGAGCCGACAUUGAGCGUAUGAAACGAUCUGUUGCUAAAGGUACUCACAUUCAAACUGACUCAAACAUUUUUAGUUAG